Molecule: messenger RNA, 3133 nt
Organism: Myzus persicae (green peach aphid)
Lineage: Eukaryota; Metazoa; Arthropoda; Insecta; Hemiptera; Aphididae
Product: RING finger protein 207-like
Exons: 14
Coding region: 310-3078 (922 amino acids)
Cellular component (GO): perinuclear region of cytoplasm
Molecular function (GO): zinc ion binding; Hsp70 protein binding; transmembrane transporter binding
Source: RefSeq, a predicted model, not a curated record
ACUUCCACGGCCACCGGGCACACGCUCGCGCCACUCGAUAAUUUCCUGCAAGGGGGUGGACAGAGUCGAUGCUGCGCGGCGCGGGAGCUUUGCGCUUUUACACUUUGCAGCACAGACGACCGGACCCGAUUAUCACGGAUCGAUCGUACGUCGGGCUCGAUGGUCUUACGGCAUGACGUGCUGUGUACUUACGCGUCGAUGUCGCAUAAAAUAAAACGAACGGACGAUGGAUUAAUUAUGAAUUAUAAUUAUUAGACCGGUGCCUAUAUAUAAUUUACCUACUGUAUUACUAUAUUGUUUCCGCCGGAAAUGACGUCGUCGUCCGUCAAUCUACAGACCGCCGGGAUGUCGGACUCUGCGGCGGCUGUGGCGGCAGACGACGGGUCCGGGGCUGCGUCCUGUAGUCGCAAUCCGCUGCUGUGUUUCCUGUGCGAGGACUACUACAACGAUCCUUGCAUCCUGAUAUGUUUCCACACGUUUUGCGCCAAAUGCAUCCGGACCAAAAAUCAGGACGGCAAAAUAAACUGUCCCUUGUGCGGAACACAAACAACGUUGAAAGAAGGAGUACAGUUACCACCUCCCGACUAUUUGAUGUGCAAAUUGAUUGAUAUGGUGAACGUCGAGAACCCCCCUUGCUCCAAUUGCGACAAACGCGAUCCGUCCUCAAUGUAUUUUUGCUCCACUUGUGGUCAAGCUUUGUGCAAGCCUUGCCGAGAAAACACUCACCGUGCAAAAAUGUUUUCGUCACAUGACAUAGUGCAAAUGUCCAAGCGCUUGGCUGACAAAACAGAAAUAUGUCCAAAGCACGACGAAAAGAUCAGCUAUUUUUCGAGUACUCAGAAACACGUGAUCUGUACCAGUUGCGUACGCGAAAAGCCUCCCGAGAGUCGCAAGGCAUGCGUAGACAUAGACGUAGCUUAUAAUCAAAACUUGAAAAAAUUAGAUAGAGCACUUUUAUCGGUCUACGACAUGCAGAGUACAAUUCGCGAGGGCGUAGUGGCAUGUCACACGCUCCUUGAAGAACUGCGGCAAAAUACAGACACGGAGAAAUUGACUAUACACAAUUUCGUCCAAACGCUCCACGACGCCAUCAACAAAAUACAAACCGAUAUGCAUUUGGAAGUCCAACGACAAUAUGAAAUAAAAGAGAGAGCUUUUCGUAAUCAGCUUUUGACUUUAAGUGCAGUGCUUCCAAUUUUGCAACAUCACAUUCUUCUUUGUAGAAAUUUUGUAUCAACUUCAAAUAAGUAUCAUUUUCUUGAGAUUGUGUCUUUAAUGCUCGAUCGAUUAAACACUAUUGUGAAAAUUCCACAGCCGACAAAGCCUUUAUUGACCAGUACAAUAAAAACGAAUUACCGUUCAGAGUUUGCUCAGUGUUUGGAACCAUGGUUUGGUAAAUCAGAUGUAAUGGACUCUGGUAUAUAUGAAUCAUCGAAAAAUAUAAACAGUCUGGCAGCUAAGUCUAAAGAAAACUUAAACCUAUCACAGUCUACAUUGCCUAGUAAAAGACAACAUUCUGCUCUUAAAGCUAAAGCUUUAGAAGGCGAAGGUACUUUUUCUAAUCAUUGUCGAAGUUUUGAUUCUCAGAUCAAGGAACUGGGUACUCAAUUGAGUUGUGUGAAAGACCGUUUAAAUGAAUUACAGAGAGAAGUAAGAGCUCUCCAAGGUACUAAAUCUCCUGCUGUGCCUCCUUUGAUCUUAAGGCAUCAAAAUAUUAUUAGAGAUUGUCUUCGUUUAAAUGAUACUCUUGAUAAAAAUAGAAUAGAACUAGAAAGAUUGAGAUCGGUGUUUCAAACCAUUUGGCAAGAACAAUUGUAUAGAAUUCACGUUGAACAAGAUAUAUUCCAGUCACAAAUGACUGAUAUAACAAAUUUGCAAAGUGAAGUUAAACAGUUAGCAACAUUGGCUCAGCAAUUAGAUCCUUAUGUCAAGCGAUUGACAUCUAAACCAAAUAAUAAUGAAAUGGCAGAUUUAAAGAGUUUAUUGGAUCGACUAAGUUCACUUCAGCAAACCCAAAGAUUUCCAAUGGGAUGCCACAAAAUGGAAUCUCACUGCAUGAGCAGUUCGUCACCUUUAUCUGACACAAUAUACGCCAAAGAUAAUAGACCAGAAACUCCGGUUAGAGAAAAAGAUCAACAAAUGUUAUAUUUUCAUAAGACACAAUCUACUAAGAGUGUGUUAUCUCAUAUAGUGGACAAAGUCUGUGUACGGGAUAAAACGUUUCAAGAAUUUAGAGAGAGAAGCAAGUCUGAAGGCCGUAUAAAAGAUUGUCCAAUUAGAUCUAAACCAAAAAACGUUGUAGGCGAAGAAUGCGUAAAAAAUACAAGAGCAUGCUCUUUAUACCAAAUGAUAGAUAUUCGUGAUAUGCAACAUCUUGCAGCUCAAUCGACUUCAAAUAUACACGAGAGGGAUUUAAAUACUGAAAUGAUGUGUGAUAAAUUAAGAGAAUAUUUAAAAGAUCAUCUGAAAAAAAAACUGAAUGUUGAACUUGAGAUCAUAGAUGACGAUAAAGGAUAUCAAAAGCAGGAACAUAAAAAAACUUUUGAAUAUAUGGAAGGAAUGAUUGGAGAAGUUGAAACGAUCAGUUGUGAAGGACCAAAAGUUUGUCGUAAACAAGGAGGAAGAAUUCACAAGAAACCAAUGCCCCCACCUGUACAAGAUCCUAUGCCUAUACCUGUAGCUGCACCGAGAAAAUAUAAGAGAUAUCCACAUUCGGACACCGAAGAUGGUGCUAUGUACCAAGAAUCUAUGUCGUUUCGUCACAUUACUUCUCCCGAGGGCGAAAAAUGUACUCGCACGACAAAUUCAGUCCGUUGUCGGUCUAAAAAAACAGGACCUGUUCGGAAGCAAAGAUCAUGGGAAACAUUUCCAACUCGAAAGAAAUCAAUUACUCCAGAGCCAAGUAAAUUUUGUCGUGAUCCAGAAUCUUUUCGUAGUCAAUUCGAUCUCAAUACUUUUCAAGACGGAUUACGAAAAGCCGAUAGUUUUGAAGGACAUGAAGAAGCUGUGAGUUCACUUGUAAGAGAAUUUCACAAAGUCCGAUCCUUAGAUAAAAAAUCAAAAAAAUUAGAGCAAUAAAAAUGGUAUAUACUAUUAAUAUAUUUAUAAAAAAUAAAUAUUAUUAGUGUUAUUU